AUGAUCGCCUCGCAGCUGGUGGCAACUGUUACCUUCUUUACCGCCUUUUCGGGCGUACUCAUAAAUACUUACGUGGUUUACUUCAUUGGAAGAGUCUCAACGUUACGUAACUCGUUUGGACAACUGACUGCAGCUCAAGCCACCGCCGAAGCCUUUCUUCUAUCUGUUUUCGCCUUCUAUUUUUCUCCAUUAGUAUUUUUGGAAACAGAAUUUCUGAAAGGUCUAGCGAACUAUUUCUCGAUAUUCCUUCUUAUAUGUUAUGAUGUUUGUAAUUAUUGUCAUUUGCUUAUCUCCAUUAACCGUCUUACUGCGGUAGCUCUACCCUUACACUACGAACGCAUCUUCAGUAAGACAAAUACUACUCGACUAAUUAUAAUCACAUGGAUCAUAUCUGUUGCUACGUGCAUCUUUCUUUAUGGCAUUGUAAACUGUCAUCUGUAUUAUGAUAAUGAGUAUUGGCGCUUAAACUUCAUCAACAAUACUGUUUGUAAUACAAUUGUGUGGUAUGGUGAUUUUGUGAAGGAUUUUGCUACAGUGAUCAUCAUCAUUUUGGUUGACACCAUAACCGUUUGCCAUGUAGCUGCUUUAAGAAUAAGGAAUUCCAAAAAUAAACAGUCAAAAAGAGUGAAUGAAUCGAAUCUUUUGAAGCAAGCUUGCACUCAAGCAUUUGCUUUUGCGAUCGAACUCGUUUCGUAUUUUAUACUUGUUAACUACUUUGAGAACCGUUUUGUGAAAUAUGCUCUCACAGGAUACGCAUGGAUUACUCUUCAUUCUAUCGAUGGACUAAUUACAAUAUAUUUUAACAAAGAGUUCAGAAACUUCAAAAAGCUCAGAGCCCAUUAUUCGGAGAAGCAUACGUCAUCUGUGGUUAAUCUUACAAACCAUCCUUGA
Messenger RNA from Auanema sp. JU1783, 891 nucleotides. The record is from the annotation of a GenBank genome assembly. Lineage: Eukaryota; Metazoa; Nematoda; Chromadorea; Rhabditida; Rhabditidae.